Penicillium antarcticum is the source of this 1134-nucleotide messenger RNA. RefSeq lists its product as uncharacterized. The record is from RefSeq and is a predicted model, not a curated record. The transcript has a single exon. Lineage: Eukaryota; Fungi; Ascomycota; Eurotiomycetes; Eurotiales; Aspergillaceae. The coding region runs from base 1 to 1134 and encodes 377 amino acids.
AUGGUUGUGACUACGAGCGAGCCGUCAGAUAGCACUCUGCACUCCCUCUGGCAUAGCGCCUGCAAGGACUAUGCCAGAGAAACCGGAAUUUCGUUGCUCGAUGAGCGAUUCCCGAAAAUUAAAGGGCCUGAGGACCUGUCUCACCAGCUAGAUUCUGAAAAGGGCAAUUUUGAAGAAUUUCGGAUGAAAAAGCGGCCCCUCCUGCAUGCGAUGCAAUUGGUUUUGACACCCUUUGAAAACUGGGGUGACAUGAUCGCUGGUGCUGUCGCUGCAGCUUUCCCUCCGGCAUCGUCAAUCAUGGGGGCGAUGCUCCUUCUGAUCCGGGCGGCACGCAGAGUUAGUGACGCGUUUAACGUUCUCCUUGACCUUUUGCACAGGAUGGGCAAUUUCGCUCUGCGUCUGGAGUCAUACAAAGGGAUCACUCUCAGUGAAGGGAUGAAAACAAUCAUUGUGAAAGUAUCGGUAAACUUACUUAAAAUUUGCGCUGCGUCGCAGAACCUCUUGAACCAAGGCUCACUCAAGGCAAGAAUUUCAAAGUGGGCAAAGAAUAUACUUGUUGAGGAUACGUCAAUUAGAUCCUUACUGAGUGAGCUUGAGGAGCUGACAAGCCAGGAACACAUGAUGGUUUCUGCUCAUGGGCUCAAUCUCACCCAUCAAGCUCUGAGAAAUAUUGAGGAAUUGAUCAAUAGGGACGAUCGUAGAAACGAACGUGAGAGGCUGGAAAAGGUCAAAGCGGCAUUGGACCCAGUUUCUGCAUCUGGCCAGGUCCUCUCUUCCAUCACCCAGAAUUGCUUACCGGGAUCUGGCAGCUGGAUUGAAAAUAGGCUUCAAUCUUGGUGGGAAGGAUCUCAACCGCUCCUCUGGCUUCACGGUGGCCCUGGGGUAGGCAAAUCCCAUCUGGCAUCCAAAGUCAUCACCGCCCUCUCGACCGGGUCAUUAGCGACUUCUGCACCCGUGGUUGCAUCUUUCUUCUACAAAAUCAAUGAUGUCGACCUACGCUCCCUCAAUAAAGCCCUGCGAACCCUCGCAUGGCAGGUGGCCACGCAACAACCCAGGUUUGCGGUACAUGCCGAGGAGUUCUGCAUGAAAGAAGACCCAGGGAACAACUUCGUUCUUUGGGAGAAACUCUUUUAA